Ceratitis capitata (Mediterranean fruit fly) is the source of this 636-nucleotide messenger RNA. RefSeq lists its product as uncharacterized. Lineage: Eukaryota; Metazoa; Arthropoda; Insecta; Diptera; Tephritidae. The record is from RefSeq and is a predicted model, not a curated record. The transcript is spliced from 4 exons. The coding region runs from base 75 to 590 and encodes 171 amino acids.
GUAAACCAAUUCGGUAGCUUUCGAAUGUAUUUCUCGUGUAACCAAUAAAUAUCUUGUUUUUGAUAUUAUGCAAAAUGGUCAAUCUACUAAGUCAUCAAAACCUGUGCCUACCUAUACUACUGGUUAUUGCAGCUGUACUGGUGCUGGCAGAGCCUGUGGAGAACAUCUCACCGAAUGGUCCACCAAAAGCUCUUAUUCUCAUUGAACGACUGAGACCCCCACCACCGCAAGUGAACCAUAACUCUAACAAUGAAAACAUGGAUCGUUCUGGUUUGUAUGUAAUGUGGCAAAAAGUUUUAGUACGCGUCUCUUCAGAAUUCCAACAAUCGGUGCUGUCAAAAAGUUUUGGUGUAAUGAAAGUAGCUAAAGAAAUGGAGGAAACGCCGCCAUAUAGAAUGGAAGAAAUAAAAUGGCGAAACAUUGCUGCAGAAGUUCGAACAGAUAAACGCAUCAUUGAUUCAGUACUGCUGUUAAUGAAAAUUCUAUUGGCUUUGGAUAUCGCUAUACUGUUGGGCGUGUUUUUGAUGUUAUUGGGCUGUUUUUUUAAAUCGAAAGAGCCAGAAGUAGACGAGGUUGCAGUUAAGGCGUGAUGGAGUUAAAAGAACUAACAUGAAAAUUAUCUUUUACAUAUUCUAA